AUGCCUGACUUUAGUUCCUUUCCACCCUCUACCACGCCGAUGGCAUUUGUUCUGUCGCUUACGUAUUCACCUCGACAAGUGUCCAGAGAUUCCCUAGAGCUUCUGUGUGCCAUGGGAAGUCGUACCCCGACUUGGCAGGCAUUCUUACACCGAAUGAACCAGUGCGCAGCAUCGAAAGUUGACAAAAACGUCACGGACGAAACAGUGAAGAUGCUGUUCUCGAACAUUGAAGACAUCCUUGCAGUACAUAAGGAAUUCUUGAAAGUCGUGGAAGAAUGCUUACAUCCCGAACCCAAUGCUCAGCAAGAAGUGGGAACCUGCUUUCUUCAUUUUAAAGACAAGUUUCGUAUCUACGACGAAUAUUGUAGUAACCAUGAGAAGGCACAAAAAUUGCUUCUUGAACUUAACAAAAUUAGAACAAUUCGGACAUUUCUUUUGAACUGCAUGCUCCUUGGAGGACGAAAGAACACAGACGUUCCCCUGGAAGGAUAUUUAGUAACCCCGAUACAAAGAAUAUGCAAGUACCCCCUUCUUCUGAAGGAGUUGCUGAAGCGGACGCCUAGGAAACACAGUGACUACGCAGCAGUCAUGGAAGCCCUCCAAGCCAUGAAGGCCGUCUGCUCCAACAUAAAUGAGGCCAAGAGACAGAUGGAGAAGUUGGAAGUAUUGGAGGAAUGGCAGUCUCACAUCGAAGGCUGGGAGGGGUCCAACAUUACUGACACCUGCACUGAAAUGCUAAUGUGUGGAGUCUUACUGAAAAUUUCUUCUGGAAAUAUUCAAGAGCGGGUGUUUUUCCUUUUCGAUAAUCUCCUGGUGUAUUGCAAAAGAAAACACAGACGAUUGAAGAACAGCAAGGCAUCUACAGAUGGACAUCGGUACCUUUUCCGUGGCCGGAUCAAUACAGAAGUGAUGGAAGUGGAGAAUGUGGAUGAUGGAACAGCUGACUUCCAUAGCAGCGGACACAUUGUUGUUAAUGGAUGGAAGAUACAUAACACAGCAAAAAAUAAAUGGUUUGUGUGUAUGGCAAAAACACCCGAAGAGAAACACGAAUGGUUUGAAGCUAUUUUGAAAGAACGAGAACGGCGAAAAGGUUUAAAAUUAGGAAUGGAGCAAGAUACCUGGGUAAUGAUCUCUGAACAGGGUGAGAAACUUUAUAAAAUGAUGUGCAAACAAGGAAAUCUGAUCAAAGACAGAAAAAGAAAACUGACUACGUUCCCUAAAUGCUUUCUUGGAAGUGAAUUUGUAUCCUGGUUGUUGGAAAUUGGCGAGAUUCAUAGGCCUGAAGAAGGUGUUCAUUUGGGACAAGCAUUAUUAGAAAAUGGAAUCAUCCACCAUGUUACUGAUAAACAUCAGUUCAAACCAGAACAGAUGUUAUAUAGAUUUCGCUAUGACGAUGGGACAUUUUAUCCAAGAAAUGAAAUGCAGGAUGUCAUUUCAAAGGGUGUAAGAUUAUAUUGCCGUCUUCAUAGUCUGUUUACUCCAGUGAUCAGAGAUAAAGAUUACCAUUUAAGGACCUACAAAUCUGUAGUCAUGGCCAACAAACUGAUAGACUGGCUAAUUGCACAGGGGGAUUGCCGCACCAGAGAAGAGGCAAUGAUAUUUGGCGUCGGACUCUGUGACAAUGGAUUUAUGCAUCAUGUCCUGGAAAAAAGUGAAUUCAAAGAUGAACCCCUACUUUUUCGUUUUUUUGCGGAUGAAGAAAUGGAGGGAUCCAAUAUGAAACAUCGACUUAUGAAACAUGAUUUAAAAGUUGUGGAAAAUGUUAUAGCUAAAUCAUUAUUGAUUAAAUCCAAUGAAGGCAGCUAUGGUUUUGGGUUAGAAGACAAAAAUAAAGUUCCAAUAAUUAAGUUGGUAGAAAAGGGGUCUAAUGCUGAGAUGGCUGGCAUGGAAGUUGGGAAAAAGAUUUUUGCUAUUAAUGGUGACCUAGUUUUUAUGAGACCUUUCAGUGAAGUGGAUUGCUUCCUGAAAUCAUGCUUAAACAGCAGAAAACCUCUAAGAGUUCUUGUGAGCACAAAGCCAAGAGAGACCGUGAAAAUCCCCGACUCCGCCGAGGGACUUGGGUUCCAGAUCCGAGGGUACGGCCCGUCCGUCGUGCACGCGGUAGGCAGAGGCACUGUAGCGGCAGCAGCUGGGCUUCACCCUGGGCAGUGCAUUAUCAAGGUGAAUGGGAUCAAUGUCAGCAAAGAGACACACGCCAGUGUUAUCGCGCAUGUCACAGCCUGCCGGAAAUACAGGAGGCCAAUGAAGCAAGAUUCCAUUCAGUGGGUUUAUAAUAGCAUUGAGAGCGCUGAAGAAGACCUUCGACAAAAGUCUAACUCCAAAUCCCCUGGGGAGGAAGCCGGGGAUGCCUUUGACUGCAAAGUAGAAGAGGUCAUUGACAAGUUCAACACCAUGGCCAUCAUCGAUGGGAAGAAGGAGCACGUGAGUCUGACGGUGGAUAACGUCCACCUGGAAUACGGGGUCGUGUAUGAAUAUGACAGCACAGCCGGGAUAAAGUGCAAUGUGGUGGAGAAGAUGAUCGAGCCCAAAGGUUUCUUCAGCCUCACUGCCAAGAUUCUCGAAGCCCUGGCUAAAAGUGAUGAUCAUUUUGUACAAAACUGCACCAGCCUUAACUCUUUAAAUGAAGUGAUUCCUACUGACCUUCAGAGUAAAUUCAGUGCCGUUUGCAGUGAAAAAAUCGAGCACAUAUGUCAGCGAAUAUCCAGUUAUAAAAAGUUUUCUCGUGUACUAAAGAAUCGAGCCUGGCCCACCUUUAAACAAGCCAAAUCUAAAAUCUCCCCACUACACAGCAGUGAUUUCUGCCCUACCAACUGCCAUAUCAAUGUGAUGGAAGUCUCUUAUCCCAAAACAUCGACCUCUCUGGGGAGUGCAUUUGGUGUUCAGUUGGAUAGUAGGAAGCACAAUUCUCAUGAUAAAGAAAACAAAUCUGAGCAAGGGAAACUGAGCCCUAUGGUGUACAUUCAGCACACGAUUACGACCAUGGCGGCCCCUUCGGGCCUGUCCCUGGGACAGCAGGAUGGUCACGGUCUCCGGUAUUUGUUAAAAGAAGAAGACUUAGAAACCCAAGAUAUCUAUCAAAAACUGCUGUGCAAACUGCAGACUGCACUGAAAGAGGUGGAGAUGUGUGUUUGUCAAAUAGACGACCUUCUGUCUUCGAUAACAUACUCUCCUAAAUUAGAGCGUAAAGCAUCAGAGAGCCUAGUGCCACUCGACAGCGACAAUGAGAAGGGGGAGAGAAACAGCAAACGCGUCUGUUUUAACGUGGCAGGAGACGAGCAGGAAGAUUCAGGUCAUGACACCAUCAGCAACAGAGACUCUUACAGUUCUAGUGCUACCAGUCCGAAACUGAGGUAUCAGCACGGUGAUGAACUUCCCCUAAGUGUUCGCAUUUCUCAUGAAAAACAGGAUAAGCUACAUAGUUGCUUGGAGCAUCUUUUCAGCCAGGUGGAUGCGAUUACCAAUCUCCUAAAAGGGCAAGCUGUCGUGAGGGCCUUUGAGCAAACCAAGUACCUCACCCCAGGUCGAGGGUUACACGAAUUCCAGCAGGAAAUGGAGCCAAAGCUGAGUUGUCCCAAAAGGUUAAGACUUCACAUCAAGCAAGAUCCUUGGAAUCUGCCCAGCAGCGUCCGGAGUCUUGCUCAGAACAUCAGAAAAUUUGUCGAAGAGGUAAAGUGUAGGAUACUCCUGGCACUUCUUGAAUAUUCAGACAGUGACCCACAGCUCCGAAGAGACAUGGUUUUCUGCCAGAGUCUCGUGGCCACAGUCUGCGCCUUCUCGGAGCAGCUCAUGGCGGCCUUAAACCAGAUGUUUGACAACAGCAAGGAGAACGAGAUGGAAACGUGGGAAGCCAGCAGACGGUGGCUGGACCAGAUAGCGAACGCCGGCGUGCUCUUUCACUUUCAGUCGCUUCUGUCACCAAACCUGACAGAUGAACAAGCCAUGCUCGAAGAUACACUGGUUGCACUCUUCGAUUUAGAAAAGGUUUCUUUUUUCUUUAGACCAUCCGAAGAGGAACCACUGGUUGCUAAUGUUCCUCUUACGUAUCAAGUGGAGGGAACCCGACAAGCUCUGAAGGUUUACUUCUACAUUGAUACUUACCACUUUGAACAGCUGCCUCAACGGUUGAAAAAUGGAGGAGGCUUCAAAAUUCAUCCUGUUCUUUUUGCACAAGCACUGGAAAGCAUGGAAGGAUAUUAUUAUCGAGACAAUGUUUCAGUGGAAGAAUUUCAAGCCCAAAUAAAUGCCGCCUCAUUGGAAAAGGUCAAACAAUACAACCAGAAACUCAGGGCAUUCUACCUGGACAAGUCAAAUUCACCACCAAACUCCACAUCCAAGGCCGCCUAUGUAGAUAAGCUCAUGCGGCCUCUCAAUGCUUUGGAUGAGCUUUAUCGCCUUGUGGCCUCGUUUAUCAGAUCCAAGCGCACAGCUGCCUGUGUGAACACGGCGUGCAGUGCCUCCGGGGUUGGGCUGUUGUCAGUGUCCUCGGAGCUGUGCAGCCGGCUGGGGGCCUGCCACAUCAUCAUGUGCAACAGCGGCGUGCAUCGGUGCACCCUGAGCGUGACAGUGGAGCAGGCCAUCAUUCUGGCCAGAAGCCACGGACUGCCUCCUCGCUACAUUAUGCAGGCUACAGAUGUGAUGCGGAAGCAGGGAGCAAGAGUUCAGAACACAGCAAAGAAUUUGGGAGUCAGAGACCGGACCCCACAGUCUGCUCCCAGGCUGUACAAGCUGUGCGAGCCGCCUCCCCCAGCUGGAGAAGAAUAA
Messenger RNA from Pteropus alecto (black flying fox), 4761 nucleotides. It is a transcript of the gene PREX2, whose product is annotated as phosphatidylinositol-3,4,5-trisphosphate dependent Rac exchange factor 2. The transcript has 41 exons. Gene Ontology annotation, molecular function: protein binding; guanyl-nucleotide exchange factor activity. Lineage: Eukaryota; Metazoa; Chordata; Mammalia; Chiroptera; Pteropodidae. The coding region runs from base 1 to 4761 and encodes 1586 amino acids. Gene Ontology annotation, biological process: intracellular signal transduction. The record is from RefSeq and is a predicted model, not a curated record.